Molecule: messenger RNA, 1269 nt
Organism: Aspergillus welwitschiae
Lineage: Eukaryota; Fungi; Ascomycota; Eurotiomycetes; Eurotiales; Aspergillaceae
Product: 25S rRNA (uracil2634-N3)-methyltransferase
Exons: 2
Coding region: 1-1269 (422 amino acids)
Biological process (GO): rRNA base methylation
Cellular component (GO): cytoplasm
Molecular function (GO): rRNA (uridine-N3-)-methyltransferase activity
Source: RefSeq, a predicted model, not a curated record
AUGGCAUCAUUUGCCAAGCUUUCGACUACUACAACUACGAACCCUGCAAAGCCUAAAGCCGCUCAGAGUGCUCAUCACCAACCUGGCUCGGGUAAUGCUAAAAACAGCAACAAUGAUCGGAAGAUGAAGAAUUCACAGCAGCAGCAGCAACAGCUGCAGAGGAAUCAGCGGCCUAUUGUGCCUUUUGGGAGAAAGGAUCGGAUUUUGUUGGUUGGGGAAGGCGACUUCUCCUUUGCCCGCUCAUUAGUCCUCCAGCACCGUUGCAAGAAUGUCAUGGCUACCUGCUAUGAUUCCAAAGACACGCUCCACAGCAAAUACCCCAAAGCUGGAAAUAACAUUCACGAUAUACAGUAUGCAUUUCCCAAGGCGACGACGGAGGAGCUUGCUUCGGACAGUAAGGAGAUUUCAUCCAUCGGCGGCGAUGCAGGAAUUGUGGGAACCAAUGCACAAGGGUUCCUUGAGGACCAGGCGCAACGUCGUGGACCCAAAGUCAUUUACUCAGUUGACGCUCGAAAACUCGGUCUUCCUGCGGGUGGCGGUAAAGAAAUUCGGACAGGCUUUCCACGACAGGAGCGAAGACGCCCGGCCUGGAAAGAAGCAAAGAGCGGCGCCUCAUCUGCACCACAAGGUGGGCCGUGGGAUGUGAUUUGCUUCAACUUCCCCCAUGUCGGCGGUAUCUCCACCGACGUCAAUCGGCAGGUGCGAGCCAACCAGGAACUCUUGGUGGCGUUCUUCAAAGCGUGUGUGCCUUUGUUGUCUCAUCGCCCCGAGCGCGUAGAUAGUGAUGAUGAAGACGACUGGGAUAACUGGGAGGGUUCUGGAGUUGAAUCAAGCGGGGGUGAGAACGAUCAUGAUAGCAGUGGAGACGGCAACCAACUGCGAACAGCCAAUACCACGGGGCAGGCGACAUGCCGAAAUAGAGUGGAACCAGGUCAAAUUCUAGUGUCGAUGUUUGAGGGUGAGCCUUACACCCUUUGGAAUAUCAAAGACCUUGCAAGGCAUGCUGGCUUGCAAGUGGUCACCAGUUUUCGAUUUCCGUGGGCCUCUUAUAAGGAGUAUUCCCAUGCACGGACGCUGGGCGACAUUGAAGGAAAGGAUGGUGGAAGAGGCGGCUGGAGGGGGGAAGAUAGGGACGCGAGAAUGUACGUCUUUGAGGUCAAACAUGAAGACCAUCCGGUGAUGAGAAGGAACGCCCCAUCUUCCAAAGCUGGGCAGAGUGCGAGAAAGAAGAGGCCAAGAGAUGCAUCCGACAGCGACGACAGCGAAUAG